Molecule: messenger RNA, 1020 nt
Organism: Puma concolor (puma)
Lineage: Eukaryota; Metazoa; Chordata; Mammalia; Carnivora; Felidae
Gene: FAM76B
Product: family with sequence similarity 76 member B
Cellular component (GO): nuclear speck
Source: RefSeq, a predicted model, not a curated record
AUGGCGGCCUCGGCCCUGUAUGCCUGCACCAAGUGUACCCAGCGCUAUCCGUUCGAGGAGCUCUCCCAGGGCCAGCAGCUCUGCAAGGAAUGUCGGAUUGCGCAUCCUAUUGUAAAAUGUACUUACUGCAGAUCAGAAUUUCAACAAGAGAGCAAAACUAAUACAAUAUGUAAGAAGUGUGCUCAAAAUGUGAAGCAAUUUGGCACACCUAAGCCUUGUCAAUACUGUAACAUAAUUGCAGCAUUUAUUGGUACAAAGUGUCAGCGUUGUACAAAUUCAGAAAAAAAAUACGGACCACCUCAGACCUGUGAACAGUGCAAACAACAGUGUGCUUUUGAUCGAAAGGAGGAAGGAAGAAGAAAGGUUGAUGGAAAGUUACUAUGCUGGCUCUGUACUUUAUCAUACAAGAGAGUUUUACAGAAGACAAAAGAACAGAGGAAGAGCCUGGGAUCUUCACAUUCAAACUCAUCUUCUUCAUCUCUUACUGAGAAAGACCAGCAUCAUUCAAAACAUCAUCACCACCAUCAUCACCAUCACCAUCGUCACAGCAGUAGCCAUCACAAAAUCAGCAAUCUGAGUCCAGAACAAGAGCAGGGACUGUGGAAACAGAGCCAUAAAUCCUCUGCAGCAAUUCAGAAUGAAACUCCAAAGAAAAAGCCCAAAUUGGAAUCUAAGCCAUCUAACGGAGAUAGUAGCUCUAUAAAUCAGUCAGCAGAUAGUGGGGGAACAGACAAUUUUGUCCUUAUAAGUCAACUGAAAGAAGAAGUGAUGUCACUUAAACGUCUCUUACAGCAGAGAGACCAGACCAUUUUAGAAAAAGAUAAAAAGCUAACCGAACUAAAGGCGGACUUUCAGUAUCAAGAGUCAAAUUUGAGAACAAAGAUGAACAGUAUGGAAAAAGCUCACAAAGAAACUGUGGAACAACUUCAGGCCAAAAACAGAGAACUACUCAAACAGGUCGCAGCAUUGUCAAAGGGUAAAAAGUUUGACAAAAGUGGAAGCGUACUAACAUCCCCUUGA